AUCAUUUACCAGACCAAUUUUGAAGACUCCAUCAAACAUGUUAAAGCAAGUAGUAGAAUACUACACAAGAACAAUAUUUGAUAUAUUUCAGGAGGAAUUCGUUGAAUCGUUGGGUUAUUAUGUUGAUAAGAUUCAGGAUGGAGAGGUUAGCAAGUAUAAUGUUGCAAAAGAGGAGGAUGCCCAUACUACAUACAUUGUCACUCAUGAUUUCUCACAAAAAAGAACUAAUUGUAGUUGCUGCAAGUUUGAGACUUCUGGCAUUUUGUGUAGGCAUAUAUUGAGAGUCUUCUUAACAAUUGAUGUUCGUGUGCUCCCAGAUUAUUACAUAUUGAAACGGUGGACAAAAGAUGCCAAGAGUGGCUAUAUGUUGGAUGAAUGUGUAAGGUACAAUGAACUUUAUCGUGAUGCUGUUAAAUAUGCAAAAGAGGGUUCAACGUCUGGAGAGGUUUACACAGUUGCAAAAGAUUCGCUGCAGAUUGCUUUUGCCGAUGUUAUUGCAGCAAAAAAAGACCUCAUGAACCGAUGUCCAAUGUAGCAAUGGCAAGAUCUUCUGGGUUGUCGAUUGGUACAUAUGUGAAUUAUGCUGCCCUGACCUAUAGACUUGUGGAGUUCAGAAUUUUAUCAGUUUUCCUUUUUCCUUUUUUUUUUUUAAAAUAAUGAUAUGUUGCAGUUCUUGUCAAUACUUCAAUAGAAUAUAAGAGCCAUAACAAGUCAUCCUUAUCCCAUCUAUCUAGAAUUGGUUUUGAUCUUCCGUUUAACUUUUCCACCAAAGAAGGAAAUAUGUUGCAGGAAGUUUCUUUUCUCCCUUUUUGUUUUUUGCAGUUCUAGAUGAUAAUCUCGUUGCAGAAAAUGGACGUCUGCUUGAGGACUUUUGAUUGCUGUAGUUCAGAUAUUAUCAUAUGGACUGAUGAGUUGUCACUGACAUAAGUUUUAUUUACAAAACAUGUCAUAGUAAUCCUUAUCUUUUAUAUGAUGUUGCUUGAUGCAAUGAUGGAACUAUGUGCGUGCACAGGUUUGUGAAUGUUUAACAUUGGAAAAAGAAUGAUGAGGAGGUCAUUU
Elaeis guineensis (African oil palm) is the source of this 1059-nucleotide messenger RNA. The record is from RefSeq and is a predicted model, not a curated record. NCBI's taxonomy places the organism in Eukaryota, Viridiplantae, Streptophyta, Magnoliopsida, Arecales, Arecaceae.